Messenger RNA from Heteronotia binoei (common prickly gecko), 2629 nucleotides. RefSeq names its product pyroglutamylated RFamide peptide receptor (gene QRFPR). Gene Ontology annotation, biological process: G protein-coupled receptor signaling pathway. Lineage: Eukaryota; Metazoa; Chordata; Lepidosauria; Squamata; Gekkonidae. The record is from RefSeq and is a predicted model, not a curated record. Gene Ontology annotation, molecular function: peptide binding; neuropeptide Y receptor activity. Gene Ontology annotation, cellular component: membrane. Bases 335 to 1627 code for a protein of 430 amino acids. The transcript is spliced from 6 exons.
GGGAGGCGCGCGCUUGCUCCAAACUUUAAGGCGCUCGAUGUGCGUCUCCUCGCCAGCUUCUUUUCGGGGGGCUCGUUUGGCGGGCGCGACCUGGUGGUUCUUGGCCACCUUGACGACGAUGACUGGCGGGGAGACGCUUCGGAGGGGACUUUGAGGUCGGGCGGUUCUUUCCCCGCGGCUCCUUUGGCCGGGUCGGCGGAUUUCUAAUUCCUGACGCCCGGAGAAAAUGCCUCCGGAGCGACGGCAACUUUGCCCUGCGGGCCCCCCCGGGAUCGCAGAGGGCGGGGUCGGCCGCUCCAGUUGAUCUGCGCCGCUCUCAGCCGCCGCUCCUGCCAUGCGGUCCCUGAACAUUACCCCGGAGCAGUUCGCGCAGCUUCUGCGGGACAACAACGUGACUCGGGAGCAGUUCAUCGCCCUGUACGGGCUGCAGCCUCUGGUCUACAUCCCGGAGCUGUCCCGGCGCACCAAGCUGGCCUUCGUGCUCCUGUGCGUGCUCAUCUUCGCCCUGGCGCUCUUCGGCAACUGCCUGGUCCUCUAUGUGGUGGCCCGCCGCAAAGCCAUGCGCACCGUCACCAACAUCUUCAUCUGCUCGCUGGCGCUCAGCGACCUGCUCAUCGCUUUCUUCUGUGUCCCCUUCACCAUGUUGCAGAACAUCUCCAGCAACUGGCUGGGGGGUGUCUUCGCCUGCAAGAUGGUGCCAUUUGUCCAAUCCACUGCAAUUGUUACUGAAAUUCUCACAAUGACUUGCAUUGCUGCAGAAAGACACAAUGGCAUUGUACAUCCAUUAAAAAUGAAAUGGCAGUACACCAACAGAAGAGCAUACACAAUGCUUGGUAUAGUCUGGUUGGUGGCAGCUAUUGUUGGAUCUCCUAUGUGGCAUGUGCAGCGAUUAGAGAAUAAAUACGACUUCCUUUAUGAAAAGAAGUAUGUUUGCUGCUUGGAAGAAUGGGCUAGUCCUAUUCACCAGAAGAUAUAUGCAACAUUCAUAUUGGUCAUCCUUUACCUUCUCCCACUUAUGCUGAUGCUGUUGCUCUACAGUAAGAUUGGCUAUGAGCUCUGGAUUAAGAAAAGAGUCGGAGAUGCUUCUGUUCUGCAAACUAUGCAUGGGAAUGAAAUGUCUAAAAUAUCACGGAAGAAAAAGCGAGCAAUUAUUAUGAUGGUGACUGUUGUGGUUCUGUUUGCAGUCUGCUGGGCUCCUUUUCAUGUAAUUCACAUGAUGAUAGAAUACAGUAAUUUUGAAAGGGAGUACGAUGAUGUCACCAUUAAGAUGAUCUUUGGUAUAGUUCAGAUAAUUGGAUUUUCCAAUUCCAUUUGCAAUCCCAUUGUUUAUGCCUUUAUGAAUGAGAACUUCAAGAAAAACUUCGUCUCUGCAAUAUGCUUCUGCAUUAUAAAACAGAACCAGUCUCCUUCCAGGCAGCAUGGACACUUGGGAAUUAAAAUGUUGCAACACAAAGGAGGUGUCUGUAAGAGAGAGCCUACCUACUCAGAGGAGAGCAGAAGGGAAGCAUUCAGUGAAGGGAACAUUGAAGUCAAAUUCUGUGAUCAGGUCUAUGCCAAAAAGAAUUCCAGGAGGCACGUUUCUUUGUUUGCAUCUGAACUCACAGGUUCCUCUUUACUUGGACAUUAAUAUACUGAUUCUUCAUUGCAUUUUAGCAUUUGACAGUCAAUGCACUUUUUACUAGGUCUGAUCAAUUUAGAGUGUUUAUAUAAACUGUAGAAACCUGACGUUCCAUGUUCAUCUGCAAAAAUUCUUCUUGUUAUAGAAAGAAAUGCAUUCUCUUUGCAAAAUAUCGUGCUCCAUCUUUCAUUUGAGGUUGGUGGCCUCAAGGAUCCUGAGCUUGAGGAGUGCUCCCCCAAGACUGGAUUUAAGUAUGGCCACCCAUUGCAUCAAUGUGUCCUGGCAGUGAUUUGAUUGACUAUAACUAUUGAUGUUUUUAACUUUUGGCUCCUUACUAAUAUUCUAAAAUUUCUUUGGAGGUUUUUGCUUGGUUGGUUUAGUUUCUCUUCCCCUCUCUUGUGGUUGUUAGUGAUUUGAUUGAAGCAGACCAGCUUCCUUUUCCACAAUCAGCACAAUACAGGAGAUUGCGUGCCUUGGCUUUUGUAUUGGCUCCCAUUGCUGAGGACUGGGUUACACUGCAGGAGCCAGCUUUUUCUUUCUUUUCCUCAGCCCUUUCCUCCAUUCAUUUGGCAAGCUUCCUCUGAGGCAAUGUUGAACCUCUUCUUCUUUUACUCUUUUAUUAACUGUCUCAAGAACAAGAGUCUGCUCUGCUAUAGAACACCGUCCUGGGCUUAGCAUUUCUUGAAGAUGCAUGGAGAGCUGUAUUUGACAACAUUGCUUGUGGACUCUCUGCAGGCAUUUGAGAGCAAAGCUUUGGAACACCAUGUGCAAUUACUUCAGAUCUAACCUAAGGACAAAUUCUUUUUCGAGGAGCAUCUCAGAAAUGAGUGUUGGUUUAAUUCUGUGUCUUCUUUUUUUUGCAGGUGUUCUUUUCAAAUGUGUCCUUUUUGAGAUUCCCACUCCAAAAUUCGAUCCACAAUGAAAGAUUUCUAAACUCUGCUUGUACUUUUAUUAAAUAAAAUCUGUUUCUUUCUAUAACAUGUAUUAUUGAAAUAAAUGGCUGAGUAGAAA